This is a messenger RNA of Eurypyga helias (sunbittern), 782 nucleotides long. Its product is annotated as repetin-like. Gene Ontology annotation, biological process: regulation of phosphatidylinositol 3-kinase/protein kinase B signal transduction; positive regulation of cell cycle G1/S phase transition; cellular response to cytokine stimulus. The annotation marks the transcript as partial. Gene Ontology annotation, molecular function: calcium ion binding; transition metal ion binding. NCBI's taxonomy places the organism in Eukaryota, Metazoa, Chordata, Aves, Eurypygiformes, Eurypygidae. Gene Ontology annotation, cellular component: cytoplasm. The record is from RefSeq and is a predicted model, not a curated record. The transcript is spliced from 2 exons.
AUGUCUCUGCUCUUAGACAGCAUUGCCACCAUCAUCAGCGUCUUUCACAGGCACACGAAGGAGGAUGCAGGCUGCUCCAAGCUCAGCCGAAGGAAGAUGAAGGAGUUCAUCCAGAGGGAGUUUGCAGAUGUCAUAGCUAAGCCACAUGACCCUCAGACAAUUGACAAGAUUCUGCAGUUUCUGGAGUGGGAUGGCGAUGGGGAAAUAGAUUUUAAUGAGUUCCUGAUUUUGGUAUUCCGAGUGGCUAAGGCCUGCUACUGGUACCUGCCAAAGGGACCAUACCUUCUGCAAAGGACAACGCUGACAACCAGUGGCACUUCACCCACAGUGCCUGAAAUUAAGCACAGUAGGAGCCAUCGGCAGCUCCAGGAGGAGGAACGACAAACUUGUGAGAGUAAUCAUUAUCCCCCCUGUGAACCUGAGCUGCAACGAGACACCAGGGUCAAGGAGCUUGACACAACAGAGGAAACAGGGAGUCAUCACCAGCAAUGUAACACAAGAAGAAAUGACGCAAAACGAAGCAGUGAACCAAGGGAGCCAAACCCUCAGGUAUACAAAGAACGAAGCCAAGAGCCAUGCGACCAACACAACAGCCAGACAAGAUGUCAGCGACCAGAGACAGACAGACGAGGAGAUGCACAACGCUGUGUGAGUGGCAGCAUGCAAGCACGUGAGCCCAGGCUGAAGGCAGAGAGGCAAAAGGAUGAGGGACAAGAGCCAGCACAAAUGGCAGAUGUGAGGAGUUACAGCCAGACCUGUGAACCUCAGCCACUGCCAAACGG